GUCCAUGUUAAAAUCUGCGGAUCAUAUCAGAUCAAGAUCACUCAACCUCCACGCAAGCCUCAAUCAACCGCGCACCGCAAAACACGCACGUCGAGGGAUCAUCAGCUUAUUUACGCAGCACUGCAGGACGUCCAUUUUGCCUUCGUCCCUGCUCACCCAUCUAAGUGCUUACCCUGCUCAGGUCCUCUGGACCGCUUACGCUCGUUAGGAGAUCCCCGGCGCCGUCAUCAACUCUAAUCCCAACGCGACAAUCCACCCACCGAACGUGAUAAUCGAAAGCCAUUGGAACAAGAAAGAAGGGAAUUGGCGGCAACAAGAUUUGGAGUGGAUUCCUGAAAAGGGGCUGGGAGAUUGAUGCCUGGGAAGAACGUCGAGGAGAAGUCACGGAUCCGGUGAUUCAACACAAAGAUGGCGACCGAUUUUCGAUUACGGCUGUGGAGUUGUCUCCUCCUCCUGACGACUUUUUCAUUUACUGAAGCCUUCUACAUACCAGGCUGGUCGAUCAAAAGCUACAAAGAUAACGAAGCAAUUCCCCUCUUCGUCAAUAAAGUAUACUCCGACAACACACAAUUACAAUAUGCAUACUACGACCUUCCAUUCGUAUGCCCUCCAUCUGGUACCCGCCACGCCGGUUCAUCCCUGCUCAGCGGUCAGAGCAUCCCCCUCAACCUCGGCGAAGUGCUUAGGGGUGACCGAAUCAUGCAAUCAGACAUUGAAUUGGUGAUGGGACAAGACCAAGAAUGUAACAUCCUCUGCACGCGGAAUAUCAGCCGAUCGGACCUGAGGCGUGCACGGGAGAUGGUCAAGGAAGGAUAUGUUGCGGAGUGGAUCGUGGACAACCUUCCAGGAGCCACGAGCUUCGUGACAGUGGACAAAACCAGAAAAUAUUACGCAGCAGGGUUCAAGAUGGGAUAUAAAGAUAUCUCGAACACAGGAAAGUACAGGUACUAUAUCAACAACCACCUCACCAUUGUCAUCCGAUAUCGAAAGGCUCCGGGCAGAGAUGGGAAUCGGGGCGGAAAGGUAGUGGUAGGAUUUGAGGUGUAUACGAAGAGCAUUGGACCGCAGAAGAGGGAUGGAGAUGGGUGUCCGGCAGAUAUAAACGAUGCUGAUACGCCCAUGGAACUCUACCUUCCCCCGAACGCCACCACCGAUUUCUCCCUACAAUAUCCUCAUUCGUCCUACUACCCGCCAGAAAGCGAGCAAGAUGUUGACGAUGGAGCUACACUCGACAUCCCAUACUCGUACUCUGUAUAUUGGCGGGAAGAUGACAAGAUUGAGUGGUCCCAUAGAUGGGACCUCUAUUUCGUGAAUCAGGAGGAAGGCUCCAGGAUCCACUGGCUAGCAAUCAUCAAUUCUCUGAUUAUUUCCGGACUGUUGAGCGCCAUCGUGGCUAUGAUAUUGGCAAGGACAAUCCGAACGGAUAUCAAGACAUACAAAGAUGCUUCAGCAGAGGAGGGAAAGCUCAAAGCGAAGCGGAGAUCCAGACCCGGAAGCGGAGCAAGAACGCCAAAGACUGGGGAGAAAAUGGGGACAGGCUUACUGGAACAAGUUGGAGAUACGGAGAAUGACGCAGAUGUGUCUUCAGAUGAAGAAGCUCUCGAAGAUGUGACUGGAUGGAAACUUCUGCACGGGGAUGUUUUCCGAGCUCCAGCAUACGGAUAUAUCUUGGCGCCUCUUGUUGGUUCUGGGAUGCAAUUGAUAUUCAUGGCAUUCGGUCUGCUCUUCCUCAGCAGCUUCGGCGUCCUGAAUCCCUCAUUCCGUGGUGGAUUCGUCUCAGUCGGUAUUGGACUUUUCGUCUUUGCAGGUCUCUUCUCUGGCUACUUUUCCGGACGAGUGUACAAAACAUUUGGUGGACUGAACUGGAGGAGGAACACCCUCAUCACCGGACUGCUCUUCCCGGGCCUUCUUUUCUGCCUGAUCUUCAUUCUCAAUCUCUUUGUCUGGGCCCAAGCUUCAUCCACUGCUCUCCCAUUCGGAACUCUCAUCGGCCUCAUCAUGCUCUGGCUCUGCAUUCAACUUCCACUCGUCUAUGCCGGAACAUGGUUAGGCUACGUCAAAACAGGCGCCUGGGAACACCCGACCAAAACCACAACCAUCCCCCGCCAAAUCCCGGCCCCAGCUUGGUAUAUCCGCUCCCCCCAAUCCAUCGUCCUGGCAGGCCUGAUACCCUUCGCCGUAAUCUUCAUCGAGCUCCUUUUCGUCUUCCAAUCCAUGUGGCAAGACAAGUCAGGCUACUACUACGUCUUCGGCUUCCUGUCCGUCGUCUCGGUAAUUCUGAUGCUCACCAUUGCCGAAGUCACCAUCGUGACAAUCUACAUCAAACUCUGCUCUGAAGACUAUAACUGGUGGUGGCACUCUUUUGCAGUUGGCGGAUCAAGCGCCAUCUGGGUCUUUGUCUACUGCAUCUGGUAUUACUUCAUGCGGCUGCAUAUCGAGGGCUUCGUGAGCGGACUGUUGUUUUUCAGUUAUAGUUUUAUGGCGUGUGUGGUGUAUGGGUUGCUGUGCGGGACGGUUGGGUUCUUGACUGCGUAUGCGUUUGUCAGAAGGAUUUAUGGGGCUAUAAAAGCUGAUUAGAAUGACUGGAUAAUCGGUAUUAAUUUGACUUGUUUUCUAAUGCAUGGGUGGAGCAAUGGUGGGUUUAGAGGCGCUGGUUGGAAAUACCAAGCAAACAGCACGAAGCACAAUGUGCUCGCCGCAUAAUUGAGAUGAUUGAAUCCCUGA
Molecule: messenger RNA, 2724 nt
Organism: Hyaloscypha bicolor E
Lineage: Eukaryota; Fungi; Ascomycota; Leotiomycetes; Helotiales; Hyaloscyphaceae
Exons: 3
Coding region: 409-2577 (722 amino acids)
Biological process (GO): vacuolar transport; protein localization to membrane
Cellular component (GO): Golgi apparatus; membrane
Source: RefSeq, a predicted model, not a curated record